Penaeus monodon (black tiger shrimp) is the source of this 1327-nucleotide messenger RNA. RefSeq names its product collagen alpha-1(III) chain-like. The record is from RefSeq and is a predicted model, not a curated record. Lineage: Eukaryota; Metazoa; Arthropoda; Malacostraca; Decapoda; Penaeidae. The coding region runs from base 104 to 1165 and encodes 353 amino acids. The transcript is spliced from 6 exons.
UCCUGCUCUGCGUACAUCCCGGAAGUCGUUUCCGCCGCCGCGCGCAUCACCCUCGGCCCGGAAAUAAAAGGGAGGCGGGCCGGGCUCCUGCACUUGUUCCGCCAUGAGGCUGCUGCUGCUCGGAGUGUGGCUGACGGCGGCGCUGGCGCUGGGGGAGGCGCACUCGCCGCUCCGCAGGGACCGCCGGCAAACCCCCGGAAGACCUGGAGGACCACCUAGGAGAGGGCCUCCUGGAGGAGGACCUGGAGGACCACCUGGAGGACCACCUGGAGGACCACCUGGAGGACCACCUGGAGGACCACCUGGAGGACCAGGAGACCGACCUGGAGGAAGACCUGGAGGCCGACCUGGAGGAAGACCAGGAGGCCGACCUGAAGGAGGACCUGGAGGAGGACAAGGAGGUGGGAGCAGCGUGACAGGACCCAGCUCCUCCGAGGAGCUGAUCAGCAUGGCCCUGGCGCAGGCGGAGGCGGGCGAGUGCAAGAGCCCGGGAUACACCUGCUCCGACGAAGAGUGUGGGGCGGGGCUGGAGUCCGUGUUCAGGGAGGAGGUGGUCGGGGAACACAGGGUCAUCAUUACCAAUGGCAUCCCCAGCCACGACUACAGCACGGGCGCCCAGAGACCGAACCCCAACGAAGUGUGCCGCCACCCGUCCUACCUGAAGAUCCCCCUCAACCCUACCUUGGGCUCCUUCACUCCUAGCGGGAUGGGGCCCGUGGGAAUCGCUCUCUCGGGAGGAUUCUUCUACAACCACCUGUCCACGCCCCGCGGGGAUGUGGCGGCGGUGGCGGAGGCGGAGUCCUUCGACAGCUGCAGCGGCCACGCGGACCCGCAGUGUCGCUACCACUACCAUAAGGUGCCCAACUGCCUCGACCCGGACAGGUCGUGUGAGCUCGUCGGCUACAUGAUGGACGGUUUCCCUGUCUAUUCCUACUGCAUCAUCGAUGGCGUCCAACUCAGUAGCUGUUACAAACAAGUGUCCGGUGACGGGUCGAUGCAGGAACAUUUCGAAUACCAACCCGACGCGAACUGCCAGUUAGACGAAGCCAACGGAUACCAGUUCGAAGACGAGCGUGGCUACGGCUACGUCUUCUCCGAGAACUACCCGUUCGUCAUGCGCGGGUUCAUGGGUUCGGACAUCGCCGAUAUCUGCGAAGUUUAUUAAUAUAACCAUUGAUUACUGAAUUACGGCAGUCAAUCAGGACAGUUUGCCGAAGAUGGUUAGGGCCUGGAUGUCUAAAAAAAUGACUGGCGACCAUUUUUGUUAGCUUGAACGAUGUUGAGACAUAUAAUAAAGGCUGGUGCGGUGAAGGUUCAUUCAACUCAA